GAAGGAAGAUAGCACCGGACAACAGCGAUAGCGGCGUUAUCUAAGAAGGCACCGACCUACCGCAUCGUGACGCACCAGCCACAAGCAGCUGAGCGGCGGACAACAUGCAGCGAUACAUCGCGGUAAUAUUUAUAAUCUGGGUGACGCUAAGUUCCGCAGAAGACUCGGACAUGAAGGCGCCGUAUGAAAUAGAAAAAUUUACGCACCAUCCAGGGAUAUAUUUUGAGAAGCUAGGAGGAUUACAUCAGGUUGAAUCCUUCUGGAAGGUGGUCAUCAAGAUAGACGUGACGUCACUAUCGAAACGACUCACACAGGUAGAAAAAUACGUACGCAAAACAGAUAAUUUAUGCAAAAUGAUAGCAGUCAUAGGUAAAGAAACAUGCAAAAAAUCUACACAGCGUCAUUGCAAAAGGGUGUGAAAAAACUAAUAAACUAAUAGAACGCAUAAACUCAAUAUACAAUACAAGAAUACACAGAAGAGGAUUAAUAGCGACGGGAUAGGGUCAGUCGCAAAAUCGUUGUUCGGUACGAUGGACGCAAACGACAAAAAAUUAAUUAACGAACAAUUAACGGUAUUACACGACUCACAAGAAUUAAACAAACACGCAAUAAAAAACCAAAUAAAAAUUAUGCAAGCCACUAUCGCCCACAUUGAUAACAGUGAAAGAACUAUCUGACAAAACGAGAAUACUUUCGCGGACGCGACAGACAAACUAAGGACAAAAUUAUUAGAGGAUGAACGUCAAAGUAACCUACACAAAAAUUGUAUAAUGAUUAACGCGGUACUGUCUGAUCUAACACGCGACGCGGAAGACGUACUAGAAUAUUUGACGUUUUUGAAAAAGGGAAUUUUGCAUCCUUGUUUAACACCCAUUGCAAUAAUAAUAGGAUCACUUAAAGACGCUAGCUCGCAAUUGCCCGAAGGGGACUCUUCCCCGAAGGGGAAGGGGACUCUACUUCCCAUUCAGAAUAAAAGAGGAUGAAUGGUCGACAAUAGAGAAAUUUGCCACAGUAGGCGCAUAUUGCGACCCAAUAAAUAUAUACACUAUUUUGCGAUUUCCUCUAAUUUCGAUGCCAAAAUAUGAAAUACUAAGCGUAAUUCCGCUAUCUAUCCCAGGUCAGAACAACAUUUUCUCGUUCGUAGAAAUUAACAAUCCCCUGAUCGCAAUAGACACAGAACAGCGUACUUACAUAAUCCUCGCAAAGAACGACCUGCAAAAAUGCAUAGAAAUAAAUACCGAAUACCUAUGCGCGGAAAAUCACUUCGUAUAUCGAAUAAACCCAGACUCUAUUUGCGAAAUAAAAAUGUACCUAGAAACUAAAGAUAAAAAUUGUAACAUAAAAAAUGCGACGUUGAACCACAGCUUUUGGAUAACGCUAAGUAAUUCACACUCGUGGCUAUACUUGUCACCACGAAACAAGCAAUUACUCUACAUUGUAAAGACCACGGAAAAAUAAAGGAAACGAUUGAAAAAAUAGGUAAAAUUACAUUAAAAAAUAACUGUAAGUUAGUGACAGAAAAUACAAUUAUAAAAUCACCCAAGAUGUCACAUGAGACAAGAGUAGAAUCAUAUCUACCUUAGUAUAAUAUUUCAUUACUACAGAAGCCUGACUUAGAAAAUGACACAGGCCUCACAAAGAAAAUAAGAUUAAGAAAUAUUAUACCAAAUCCGACGGAAUUAAAAAAUUCCAAGGACAAAUUAGAGGAGAUAGACAACGAACUAGAUAAAGAUUCAAAUUCGAUUCUUCAGUCGCCACAUUUUAUUUUUCCAAUGGCAACAAGCGGAAUGACAAUAGUAAUAAUAAUAAUAGCCAUAGCAAUAGGAAUUAAUAUAAUACAAAAGAAAAAGCGGAAUAACAAUAAGCGGGUCACAUUAGAUAUAGAUACAGAAUAUUCGAUACCAAGAUCUAUGUUAAAACGAAGCAACAGUACACGCUUCUAACACAAAAAACAUUGAGAUAUAUGUAAUAGUAAUUAAUAAUAAUUCUUAUUAUUAUAUAUUAAAUACAAUUUGAUCCAUUUCCCCCCUCCCGCGAAAAAAAAGCGUAGCAUUAGUUUGCACAGCUCUACGUCUUGGAUUAACAAAAUCAGACCACACGAUCGCGUUACACCGGAACAAAAGAAUCAAAAAACUUUUUUCUGCAAAUUACGCUCACACACCGGAUGUACACAGCUGAAUUGACUAUGACCAUAUAUGGUCCGAUUUAGGGCAUUACACCCCACCAAUUCCGUUUUUCGCGGGAUUAUAAAAACUGACGACCCAAUCGAGCUCCAAAGACUCGAUACUGUCGUCACGGUAAACAAAUCAAGCUCAAGAACAAGAACAGCAGCAGCCAGGCGGAAUCAGCCCCGCAAAUUACCCCGGUGACAUAGGCUUCCAGGGCAUACACACUAACUUCAAGAACAGGAUGAAAAUUUCUAUGGAAUUCGAACUCAGUCAGCCCAUCGAUGGAGUGCGCCCAUUGGACCACCCAGAAAGGUACGGGAGACUUUUACGAAGCAUCUGUCUCCAACCAACGGAGAGAUGUCUAGUGGAAACAGAGUUUCCUUGGAGAAGAUGGUGCCGAAGCUGUUAUCGCCAACGAUACCGGUUUCAUUGCACCAUACGAGACCCAUCGGCGCACGGAUACCGGACGCAGCUCUCACCUGACGAACAUUGAGAAACGAUCACCCAGUGCUUCAAGUGCGGAAAAGUUCAAAUGGACGUGCGCCCUGCCAGAGACUGCCGGAAGUGCAUCGAAAUAUUCCUCGACGAAGAAGAGGCCAUAAAUGAGACCCUGGAUAUGAACAUGUUCAGUUUUGAAAAGUUUUAAAUCUAUGUGUACGCGAAUCUGAGAACGAGCGAUACCAGCUACGUAUGGUAUGUAAUUAUUAGUACUGUAAAACAAUAAGGGAAUAGCAAUUAGUAUAGUCAGCAUAAAGCUUUGCACUACGCGAAAAGCGAUAAUGUUGCGUAAUCUAUUAGUUGCAAAAACUCAGUCCCCUCGUUUUCUUUUCAAUAAGGGGGAGGGAUGUUGUGAGUGCGCGACACUCACACAAACUAUACUCGCAAUAACGGUGUCGAGUGACACCUCGCGCGACGACACCGUCUGGCCUUGCUGCCGGGCAUCGCACCGGCCUUCACACCGGACAUCGCACCGGGCAACAUAUCCGGUUACUAUUCAUUUCGCCACCCGAAAUCUCCUGAUUUCCGGUGGAAUGCGCCUAGCUAGCAAUUACUGGCUAAGCUAGUGCAUGGGCCAAAGGCCCGUGACCGCGAGUGACAUCCCUUGGUAACAAGCCGAAAAGCGGAGUAUAUAAACGCCGCGGAAAGAGAACGAGUGGGCUCAUUAUUAAUAAUAAUAGCGACGGGUCUACGUCGCUCGUCGAAUCAACGAACUAAACUUAAUUAUUCACCUUUCAGGUUUGUUAAAGAAAUUGUAAGACGGUAGAACAAAUAUAUACAUAUAUCUCUUAUUAUC
Molecule: messenger RNA, 3462 nt
Organism: Monomorium pharaonis (pharaoh ant)
Lineage: Eukaryota; Metazoa; Arthropoda; Insecta; Hymenoptera; Formicidae
Exons: 2
Coding region: 105-419 (104 amino acids)
Source: RefSeq, a predicted model, not a curated record